CAUUGGAAAUUUUACAAUAAUUGAUGAUUCUACAAGAGAAAUUUUAAAGACAGUUUCACUGAAUCUGAACUUUGAUGACAACUAUAAACAUGUCAUGUGUUCCUCAUGUUCUCUUAAAGUGUACUCUGCAUUUGACUUUAAAUCCACUUGUCUCUAUGUCGAGGACAAGAUUGUUUCUUAUGUUAAUCCCGAAGUGUUAUACGUUGAUUUAAGAGAUGUUUAUUCAAUGGAACACGAGAGCAAACCGUCAGUUAAAAUGGAAGAUGAUCAGAAAAUAUGUCGAUUAUGUUUGCAGUUAGUUAGCGAAGGAUUUGUAACAUUUUAUGAAGUAAAGUUAGAGAUAAUGCAAAGAUACAUCCCAGAAGUGAAUUUUGGCAUCACCGAAGAUCCCGUCAUUUGUAGACAAUGUUUUGAUUCACUCAGCCUUCAUGAUGCUUUUAUAAAGGCCUGUUUGGACGUUGAAACGAAAAUUCCCAACGUACAUGAUAACAAAAUCACAGAUUCCGAGCCCUGCGAUAUGUUCUUUAAAAGUGAAACAGAGGAAUCACUGCUGAGAGAUGAACAGCGAAUGGAAGGCUCAAUUAAAACCGAAAAAGAGGUAGAGACAGAAGAAUCGCUGAUCAAAACUGAAGAAGUUGACAUAAAAACUGAAGUAAAUGAUUGGGCAAGAGAUUAUCAAGAAGUAGAAGGAAUGCAGAACGAAUAUUUGCGUAGAUGUGAGACAGAAGAAGUUCUAAUGAACAAACAUGAGGAUCAGUCACAGAAUAUUGAAUAUAUAAAUGAUUUUGAACAUUCUACGCACCACCGAUUAAUAAUCAAAGAUUCUCCCGAUGCAGAAAUCUGCCAAUCCUAUGGAGCUAAACAUGAAAGCUUCCUAAAAGUGAAUCAAUUAAUGCAUAGAAAUAUCUCAGAAAUUCAAAUGUACAAGUGUGACGUGUGUGAUUAUGAGGCUAGAUGUAAGAGUCAUCUGAAAGAGCACCAGUUAAAACACAAGAAUAUCUCGGAGGUUCAAAUGUACAAGUGUAAUGUGUGUGAUCACGAAACUAAAUACAAGAGAUAUCUUAAAGUACACCAAUUAACACACAAAAACAUUACAGAAAUCCACAUGUACGGGUGUGAUGCAUGUGACUAUAAAACCAAAUAUAAAGGUGAUCUAAAUAAGCAUCAGUUAUUACACAAGGGCCCCGCUAAACCCCAAAAAAUCCAAAUGUACAAGUGCGAUACAUGCAGUUUUGAGGCUAAACAUAAAAGUGGUUUAAAAUGGCACCAGUUAUCACACAAGAACUUUUCCGAAAUCCAGGCAUACAAGUGUGAUAUAUGCAGUUACGAAGCUAAAUGUAAGAGUCACUUCAAUAGGCAUCAGUUAUUACACAAGGACCGUUCCGAAAUCCAUUUUUACAAGUGUGAUAUGUGUACUUAUGAAACUAUAUAUAAAAGUCAUCUAAAAGUGCAUCAGUUAAGGCACAAAAAUAUCUCAGAAGUUGAAAUGUACAUAUGUGACACCUGUGAUUACAAAACUAAAUUUAAAGGCGAUCUAAAUAAGCAUCUAUUAUUACACGGAGAGCCUUGUAAAAUCCAAACGUACAAGUGCGAUCUGUGUGAUUACGAAUCUAAGUAUAAGGGACAUCUAAAAUCACAUCAGCUGCUUCACAAAGACUUAUCAGAAAUUCAGAUGUACAAGUGUGACACAUGUAGUUAUGAAACUAAGUUUAAAAGAAACCUAAUAUCCCAUCAAUUGACACACAAAGAUGCUUCAGAAAUUCAAAUGUACAAGUGUGAUACUUGUACUUACGAAACCAAACAUAAAUGUAGUCUGAAAGUGCACCAGUUAACUCACAAAGAGUUUACAGACCAAGUGUACAAGUGUGAUAGAUGCAGUUAUGAAACUAAAUACAAGAAGAGUCUCAAACGUCAUCAGUUGACACACGAGAAUUCUUUCGCAGUUCAUAAACCUUCAGAAAUCCAAAUAUUCAAAUGUAACGAAUGUGUUUAUGAGACCACAUAUAAAAACAGUUUAAGAAAUCAUGUAUUAAAACACCGAGAUCUCUCAAGAGUGCAAUAAUUGUGUUUAUCAGACGAAAAAUAAAUACAGUCUAAUUAGGCAUCAAUUAGUGCACAAAAAGUAGGAGUGAAAAUUAGCUCUAAUUUUAGCAUAGUGUCAUACGACUCUAACAAAUUAGUGAAAAUAACUGUAGGUACCUUAAAUUGCAGGUAUGGAUUUCUGUGUUCAUAAAAUACAACAAAAUGUCUACUAAUAAUUUUUUCACGUUCAAAUUCUAAUUCGACUGGAAUAAUAGUGUAAUCAGUGAAUUUUUAUGUGGAAACGAUGUUUAGAAAAUAAAUGUUUAUACAUAUAUCGAAUUAGAAUCUUUUUCUGUGUAAUUUAUAUUUUAUGAAAAUAAAUUAUUAUUAGGGUAAGGUUGUACUAAUUGUACACUUUUUCAGUUUUUAUUUGUUUACUUGGAACCUAUAUUUUGAAUUUUGACUACGAAGUAAAAUUUCCUAAGAAUAAGCCGAUAAGUCCUGUUAUCGGAAUUGCUGUAACCAUUUACCGUAGUAGGGGCGUGCCUUAGAAUUUUCGACCAAUAUCUUUCUA
Anoplophora glabripennis (Asian longhorned beetle) is the source of this 2596-nucleotide messenger RNA. Its product is annotated as zinc finger protein 90-like. Gene Ontology annotation, biological process: regulation of transcription by RNA polymerase II. The transcript is spliced from 4 exons. NCBI's taxonomy places the organism in Eukaryota, Metazoa, Arthropoda, Insecta, Coleoptera, Cerambycidae. The coding region runs from base 95 to 2062 and encodes 655 amino acids. Gene Ontology annotation, cellular component: nucleus. The record is from RefSeq and is a predicted model, not a curated record. Gene Ontology annotation, molecular function: zinc ion binding; DNA-binding transcription factor activity, RNA polymerase II-specific; RNA polymerase II transcription regulatory region sequence-specific DNA binding.